AUAGCGAUUAAGUGGCUGAGUCAGGUGUUUACAAAGUGUAUUGAUAAGGACUUGCCCACGCUUCCUCCUACCGAUUUAAACCUGACUACCAAAAAAUCAGCUGCGUGGUCUUGUGGCUCAUGUGCAAAUAUGAAGCUGCUCGUAGCAAGAAUAUGCGACCUUUACCAGAUGGCUGCCAGAAGCCACUCGACAGGGACUCGUUUCUGACCGAGUUCAAAACCGACGCUUACCUGGAUGAUUUUUACACCAGAGUGGAUGAUAACGCUAUGAAAAUGGUCUUAGCGUUUUUGCCAAAUAUCGUAGCAAGAAUUGGUGAAGUGGGCAGGGUUCUUGAUUUCGGAGCUGGACCUACGAUCCAUGUUGCCGCCUCGUUUCGAAAUACGGCUUCAGAGAUAUAUCUGGCUGACUACCUUCCGCAGAACCGAGAAGAACUUGUGCGAUGGUGUGAAGGAAAAUCAGGCUUCAACUGGUCUGUACCACUGAAAAUGAUACUUACUCAAGAAGGAAAUCCACUUGACGACUUGAAUGAGAUGAUUAUUCUAACGAGAAAAAAGAUCCAUGGAGUGUUUCACUGUAAUUGCCUGACUAGCCCCUCCGUCGAAGUUUCUCGACGACUGCAAAAUAAUUUUGACGUUGUAGUCACGAUUUUCUGUGUUGAGUACUGCUGUAAUACGCUCGAAGAGUAUAGAGCAGCAAUAAAGAACAUUGCCGAUCAGGUCAAACCCGGAGGAUAUCUGGUGAUGGGAGGAAUUAUGGAGGAAACGUGGUGUGCUUUUGGAGGUCGUACUUUCACAUGUCUCUAUAUCACAAGUGAGGAUCUGUUCUCUGCUUUGGAAGAUAGCGGUUUAAGGGUAGAAGACGAUCGUAAAUGCGUAUUCUACGAGAUUGAUGGCAUGUAUAUGGUUUGCGCGAGAAAAACAACUGAAAGCUUGUGACUAAGCUAAAAUGCUUACGUACAUAUUUUGAUUCACUCACUUACAUUGACGUUCAGACGUCUUCGCUAUAUGUUACCCUCCCCCUUUGUAUCUUCGCUAUUUAAUUCUUUGUUCCUCCUGCAGCUAAUGUACUAUCAUUGCAUAAGAAUUCGAGACCUUAUAACUUUCCCUUCAUUUCUUAUCCAAAUUGCACUGCUUCCUGUCGGGUAGAGGAGUUAUGUCGCUUAAAGAGGAAAUCCCAGGCUGAUCUGCAACAGACCACGUGCCCAUGCAUGUCAAUAUCGAUUUGUACCAGUUGUCUAUCGGGGACAUACUCCCUAUACCUCCCUGUCCAAUGUGUAUAUAUACAUUUACUCUUUAAUCGCUACUGCUUUUAUUCAUGUUUGAUAUCUCAUAAUCACAUCAUAUGAGUGUCUACACAAAUCAGUCAUAAAUAUUGGCCUC
This is a messenger RNA of Cylicocyclus nassatus, 1379 nucleotides long. Lineage: Eukaryota; Metazoa; Nematoda; Chromadorea; Rhabditida; Strongylidae. The record is from the annotation of a GenBank genome assembly.